AUGGCCUCAGUCGAUUCAGAUUCCGAAGAUGCCAUCACCAAGGAGGAAAUCGCAGGGACAGCGCCGACUGCCGCGGACGCAGCAGACACCGGCGUAAGUCAACGUACGAAGCGCAACGCCUUCUCAGAACUCAUGUUGCGAAAAGCCAAGAGGCCCGCCAAGGAAGAAAAAGACCAAACCCACCCCAGACGCGCCCCCGCGCGGAAACCCUUCGACAGGCGCGACGGCCUCGGCGCUUACACCCACGACCCGGCCGCGUUCCCGCCGAGCCGCGUCAUCUACCACGGCGACGAGUUCGUCGCCAUCAACGACAUGUACCCGAAAUCGACCGUGCACGCGCUGCUCCUCCCGCGCUCGCCGCGCAGCCGCAUGCACCCGUUCGAUGCCUUCGAGGACCCGGCCUUCCUCGCCGCCGUGCAGGCCGAGACCCGGAAGCUCAAGCGCCUGGUGGCGAAGGAGCUGCAGCGGCGGUACGGGCGGUACAGCGCGCAGGACCGGGAGCGCGAGGCCGUGCUCGACGGGCGGAAUGGCGAUGGCGAUGGCGAUGGCGAUGGCGAUGGCAAGACUGAGCUGCCCAAGGGUCGCGACUGGGAGCGCGAGCUGCUGGUUGGCAUCCACGCGCACCCGUCCAUGAACGACCUCCACGUCCACGUGCUGGCGCCCGACAUGCUCUCGGAGUGCAUGCGCCACCGCAAGCACUACAACAGCUUCCACACGCCCUUCCUGAUCGACGUCGCCGACUUCCCGCUCGCGAAGGACGACGAGAGGAGACACCCUGGCAAGGCCGGGUAUCUGAAUGCCGACCUGAAGUGCUGGCGCUGCGGCAAGAAUUUCGGGGCCUCUUUUAAACAGCUCAAGGAACACCUCGCGGUAGAGUUCGAGGAGUGGAAGCGCAUAUGA
Daldinia caldariorum is the source of this 900-nucleotide messenger RNA. RefSeq names its product HIT-like protein. Gene Ontology annotation, biological process: double-strand break repair; single strand break repair. Gene Ontology annotation, molecular function: double-stranded RNA binding; DNA 5'-adenosine monophosphate hydrolase activity; single-stranded DNA binding. The transcript is spliced from 2 exons. Bases 1 to 900 code for a protein of 299 amino acids. The record is from RefSeq and is a predicted model, not a curated record. Gene Ontology annotation, cellular component: nucleus. Lineage: Eukaryota; Fungi; Ascomycota; Sordariomycetes; Xylariales; Hypoxylaceae.